This is a messenger RNA of Meloidogyne enterolobii, 691 nucleotides long. The record is from the annotation of a GenBank genome assembly. Lineage: Eukaryota; Metazoa; Nematoda; Chromadorea; Rhabditida; Meloidogynidae.
UUUUGCGAUUGGGGUUAUAAGAAGAAUUGAAGUAAAUGAAGUAUACUCCUUAGGGAAGAAAAAAUUUGAUUUCUGUGUUGUAGUGAAGGUAGUGAAUAUACAAUAUAGAAAAAAGCGAAAUGUUGAAGAUGAAUUGGAAAUGGCUGAAGAGGGAGGAUUUGUGGUUGUGUAUCCGUGUAUAUUUAAAGGGCUUGAAAGCAGAAGAGGGUGUUUUAUGGGAAAUCUUCCCUCUUAUUUAGCCAGGCAGGAUACAAACCAAGGAAAGUUAAUGAAUGUUCUUCUGGGGAGAGAAAUUGAACCGGAAGAUGAAAUUGAGGUUGAUGCUUCGGCAAGACAGAAUCCACUGAUGCGGUUGUUGAAUGAGAGGCAGAAAGACACUGCGAGAAUGCUUUUAGGGGAUGGGUGUAAGUUGGUUUACCAACAAGCACCGCCUGGUGUUGGGAAAACCUAUGUAGCCUCGAUAGUUGUUGCGCUUAUCUUGGCAUUGUUUAAAAACAUGAAAGUUGCAGUCAUAACAUCGGCGAAUCUUCCGUUGGCUAAGCUUGUAAAUGAAUUAGAGCAGAUAUUAGGUGGCGAUGAAAUGGAAUCCUCCAGCGCGGUUGCCUUCUUUUCCGGAUAUGCCAAAGACAAAUAUAGAGAAUUGCUCGCGAAUCUCCGCCGACACAUGCUGAAUGGCGUCGUUGUUGUCUGA